GUGAGCUGACACCAAUCCUAUCUGACGUUGGUCGAGAGGCGGAGUACAUCCAAGACAGGACACCGUCUACCACAGAGAACAACACCCAUUCACACUCGCACCUAGGCAAAUUGGAGUAGACCUAAUCUGCAUGUGCCUGGACUGAGGAAACCCACACAGGGAAGGGUUGAAAGGCAGCGAGCCAAGGCCAGAGACAGAGUGAACAAGGCAGACCAGACGCUUUGAAACUCCUCCACUACAACGAGAAGUAGCAGCUACAGCAAGCUUCAACAAACUUUCUGAUCUCCACAAGAGCUUUGCUCUGCUAGACUUUCCUCUGUCAGCUUUACUGCACUACACUUCGUAAUUCCCCUCAAGACCAGUGAUGGAGAGUCCGGCUCAGAAACGAUCCAGCCGUGGCGGAGCGUCCAAUGUGCUCUCGCCCACGCGUAUUACUCGCCUGCAGGAGAAAGAGGACCUGUGCAACCUGAAUGAUCGCCUGGCUGUGUACAUCGAUAAGGUGCGCUCUUUGGAGAUUGAGAAUGCCGGCUUGCGGCUGCGUAUCACAGAGUCGGAGACGGAGAUCAGCCGGGAGCUGGGCGGCAUGAAGGCAGCGUACGAGAGUGAGCUAGCUGAUGCUCGCAAAACUCUCGACUCUGUGGCCAAGGAGAGAGCCAGGCUGCAGCUAGAGCUUAGUAAGAUCCGUGAGGACUACAAGGAGCUCAAAGCCAGGAACAAUAAGAAAGAGGCUGAUCUGGAGUCUGCUUUGGCCAGGCUAAAGGAUCUGGAAGCUCUCCUCAACUCCAAGGAUGCUUCUCUCAGCACAGCCCUGGGAGAGAAGAGGUCUCUUGAGACUGAAGUCAGGGAUCUGAAGGCUCAGUUGGUUAAGUUGGAAAGCAGUCUGAAUGAUGCUAAGAAGCAGCUGCAGGAUGAGAUGUUGAGGAGGGUGGAUGCAGAGAACCGCAUUCAGACUCUGAAGGAGGAGCUGGAGUUCCAGAAGAACAUCUAUGCUGAGGAGCUGCGCGAGUCGAAGCGUAGGCAUGAGUCACGUAUGGUGGAAAUUGACAGUGGUAGACAGCAGGAUUUCGAGAGCAAGCUGGCUGACGCUCUGACUGAACUCCGCGGCCAGCAUGAGGAUCAGCUCCGUAUCUACAAGGAGGAGAUUGAGAGGACCUACAAUGCCAAGCUGGAGAAUGCGCGUCAGUCUGCGGAUAGAAACAGUCACCUGGUCGGAGCAGCUCAUGAGGAGCUGCAGCAGACACGUGUAAGACUGGAGAGCAUGUCUGCUCAGCUGUCCCAGCUUCAGAAACAGCUGGCUGCACGGGAGGCUAAAGUGCGUGAGCUGGAGGAGACUUUGUCUCGCGAGAGAGAUCUCAUGCGCCGGCGGUUGGAGGAGAAGGAGAAAGAAAUGGCAGAUAUGCGCCACCGCAUGCAGCAGCAACUAGACGAAUACCAGGAGCUGCUGGACAUCAAGCUGGCCCUGGACAUGGAGAUCAGUGCUUACCGGAAACUGCUGGAAGGGGAAGAGGAAAGGCUGCGUCUCUCUCCCAGUCCUCCUCCUGGACGUGUGAUAUCAGUCACACGUACCUCAGGCUCUGGCACACAGACCCGCUUGGCUCAGAGCAGCAGCAGCACUCGCACUGCAUCUGGCAGCGCUAAGAAACGACGCCUCAAUGACACCGACAGCGAGGCUUCUAGCGUGACGGGUGGGACAGUGACACGCACUCGCAUUUCCCAGCAGGCCUCAGCCAGUGGCCGGGUCACUGUGGAUGAGGUGGACCUGGAGGGCAAAUAUGUUCGUCUCAGCAACAAAUCAGACCAGGACCAGUCUCUGGGUCACUGGCAGGUGAAGAGACAGGUGGGCUCUGGUGCUCCCAUCGUCUUCAAGUUCCCACCUAAAUUCACCCUCAAAGCAGGACAGACUGUUACAAUCUGGGCUGCAGGAGCUGGUGGGACCCACAGUCCUCCCUCUGACCUAGUAUGGAAGGGUCAGAACUCCUGGGGAAGUGGAGAUCUCUUCCAGACUACUCUGAUAAGCGCCAGUGGAGAGGAGAUGGCAAUGCGGAAAGUGACACGCACACUGUUCCAAGAUGAUGAUGAUGAGGAAACGGCUGCUCACAGCACAUGUGGAGAUGGAGAGUAUAACCUGCGUAGCCGCACGGUGAUCUGUGGCUCAUGCGGUCAGCCGUCAGACAGGAAUGCUGGUAGCUGUGUGUCGGCGAGCUCUGGAGUCUCCAGUGCCACUCGCUCUUUCACCAGUGGAGGAGGACUUCCUGAGGGUCUGGUCUCCCACUCCCACUUUAUUAUGGGCAAUGACAAACCGAGACAGGGAGGUCCUAAACCGGAAAACUGCUCCAUCAUGUAGAUCCAGGAACAACCAUGAUGUCUACCCAGUUCAGCAAGAUCAGUUAUUCAUGCAGACUGGAAGACUUAUUUUCUUUUUCUAACUUGGUCAUCUAUAUUUUUUUAUUUUUCAUACUUUAUAUACAUAAUUCUUGUUUUGUAUGUAAUAAUCUGCAGGCUAGAUUAAGUGCUUUUGUCUGGCUGACUGUUUGCAUGCAGCUUGGGUGCUAUAUAGGGUUUGUAUAUACAGUACUGUAUACUAGUCUUUGCAUGUGGGCUCGUCAGCUGCUUUCCUAUGCAGAUAUUCAGGGAGAGAGGUGGGCACAUCACUUCACACUUAUCCAAAGAACAGGAUCCGUCUUCAGCUGUCUUAUAAAAUGCUGUCACAAGACAACACGCACAUCUUAGUACUCCUGUCAGCAAGUUUACUUCCAUAGAGUCAGGAGUGUCUUUGAAUGUACUGUACUGUAAAGCUAUUCUUUGCUUUAUUUUUUUUUUCUUCCAAUUUUUAAAAAAUGAAUUAAUAAUUCAGAUAUCCUAGAAAACGUGUUAAACACUAACUCAUGUUGGAAAUCAAAUUUUGCAAUGCAAGAAGCACAGUCUUAAAGGGAAGACUAAUAGGACCAUGUUAAUUUAUUUAAGAAGCGUUUUUUUGCCUUUAUUUGAAUGUAGUGUCGUAUGUGUCUCAGUAGCACUGUGUGCCAGUGUUCUUAUUCUCUGCCUCUUAUGAAAAGACAGUGGACAGUGUUAGAAUCAGAGAGAAUUAUAUGAUAAAUGUUAGUUCCUUUUCAAAGUUGUCGUACUAGACAUAUGGCAUACGUACUUUAUGAACUUUUGAGUAUUGAGUGUCUAUGCAAUUGUUUGUUAAUAGCAAUUAUAGAUAAUGCACUUAGGUACAAGGUAAUGAAGAAUAUAAUACAAUUUGAAAUUAUUUUCUAAGAUGUAAUAUUAAUUGUUUGUAACCUAAGAAGACAUGGAGCACAAGAAUGUGUGUAAGUAAUGGGUACAAGUGACUUUAUGGACAUUAGUGUUGAAUUUUGCAUCGAAAGCCAAAGUAUAGGUGAGGUAAAAUGACUAGUCAUGCCCUAGUUUAAUAUUUUCUACCUUCAUGAGGACAGUUAAAAAUUUAAAUUGAAUUGAAAAGUAUAAAAUGUGUUUAUGGAUGUACAUGGUUUUGUAUCCUCAGGCUGGACAGUUGGAAGUGUUGACUUUGUUGUUGUCACUCCUCUCUCUUGAAGCAGCUAUUACUUAAAUGACAGGUGUCCACUCCUCCGCCUCUGUGUAACCCUCACUUAUUAGAUUUAGUUUUUGGUCAUGGAAACACUCUUAAAGUGCAUGUUAUCUGAUGCACAUGAAGUUGUAUGAAUUCAUGGAGACCUGUAUCUACAGUGGGUGUGAUCAUUUGGAGAGCUGGAUGGGACAUGACAUUAUUCUAAGAUACCCCAAUAACUUGUCUGUAUCUCAGAAGAUGGUGGACUGGACACCAGUGGCUUGCAUAAAUAAUGGACGCUUUUUCCCCCUUGUGUUAUUGUGCUCAAGUGCUAGUGAUAGAAUGCUGUGGGUUUUGGUCAGGCAGUGGAGCAAUAUCACUUUUUUCCCCCCACUUUUACAAAUGGAAUUGAAACCAAUCGAGAUUAGCACUGUUGAAAUGACCUAUAUAGAUUUAUUGAAAAUUGAUUUAAUACCUGACCACCAAACAUGUUAUUGUUAAUGUUAAUUUGGGUUAAAUAUAUGGGGUGAGAUAUGGUCAGAAAAACCUCCCCCAUAUGCCAAUGAUGAUCUUGAACGUAUAGUAUUCUAUAAUUGGCAAUAAUUCUUUUUCUGCUUUGUGGCUUUUUUGAAUAAUUGUUCUGUUCUGCACAUAAGUGAUUACUGCUAUAGAAUGUAUACGCAUAAACAGUGCCUUGAAUUCUUUCAUUAAAAAAAUACAAUUUUGGA
Molecule: messenger RNA, 4260 nt
Organism: Neoarius graeffei (lesser salmon catfish)
Lineage: Eukaryota; Metazoa; Chordata; Actinopteri; Siluriformes; Ariidae
Gene: lmna
Product: lamin A
Exons: 14
Coding region: 365-2344 (659 amino acids)
Source: RefSeq, a predicted model, not a curated record